AUGUGUUUCCUUGAGACCAAUAUCUUCGUCAGUCCUCUGGGUGAGUGUGGCCCCAAUUGCAGGCAGGGCUUGGAGGGCAGUGUGGCCACAAGGACUGAUGGACACACAGAUAGAUGCGUCUGGAUUUAUGACGGAGCAGCUGACCAGCACCGGCUUGCUAGAGGUGCACUGUGCCCGGGCCGUGCCCAGACAGCUGAGGUUCCAGGUGCGGGCUCCAGGAGCACGCUGAGCCCGUCUCCACGGACAAGCUGGAGGCCAAGACCCCCUUCCCUCGUCGUCACGGGAGGCCACCACACUCGGCCUGGUCAGCUACUCCAGCAACCAAGGGGCUUGUUCACCAGAGAGCGUGAAACAAAGGAAGGUCAGACAAACGGACAGCUCUCGGACUCCAGCUCCCAUUCCUACUGCAGCAGCACCACCACGAAUUCCUCCAGAAAGACCGACCCCCUUCUGGACCUGUUCGAGCCGUCCUCUGGGAGUCCUGAGGAACCAGCCUCCUGCCCAUGGCCAUCUGAGGAUGCCACCUUGGAAGCAGAUCCCCAGCCCCAGUCAAGCCCUCAGAUGACAGCAGCCCUAGCUGACACCUUGACUGCAGCUCCAUAAAGAACUCUCAGCCAGAACUGCCCCACUGUGCUGCU
Molecule: messenger RNA, 638 nt
Organism: Microcebus murinus (gray mouse lemur)
Lineage: Eukaryota; Metazoa; Chordata; Mammalia; Primates; Cheirogaleidae
Source: RefSeq, a predicted model, not a curated record